GCCUCACAUGUGGACGUGGACAGAGGACCACCAUGGGCACCUGGCGACCCUGCGCCAAGCAACGGCCCCCGGGGGGACAAUGGGGGAAGGCGAGGAGGGUCCCCCCAGCAAGGUGAACCGGGGCGAGAAAGGACCCCGCUGGACGUGGAGGGCCGAGCAGAGGGAGCGGACGCAGGAGGACGACGAGGAGGAGGACGACGAGGAGGAGGAAGAGGAGGAAGAGGAGGAGACCAACAACAACAGCAGCAGUCACCAGGAAGAGGAGGAGGAGAGGACAGAGGGAGGGCAGGAACAGAGGAGGACGAGGGACGAGGAAGAGGGGGAUGAGGAGGAGGAGAUGGACCAGGACAGCUGA
This is a messenger RNA of Phycodurus eques (leafy seadragon), 355 nucleotides long. RefSeq names its product ribosomal biogenesis protein LAS1L-like. The transcript has a single exon. Lineage: Eukaryota; Metazoa; Chordata; Actinopteri; Syngnathiformes; Syngnathidae. The record is from RefSeq and is a predicted model, not a curated record. Bases 8 to 355 code for a protein of 115 amino acids.